Molecule: messenger RNA, 669 nt
Organism: Didymosphaeria variabile
Lineage: Eukaryota; Fungi; Ascomycota; Dothideomycetes; Pleosporales; Didymosphaeriaceae
Exons: 3
Coding region: 1-669 (222 amino acids)
Biological process (GO): reciprocal meiotic recombination
Molecular function (GO): double-stranded DNA binding
Source: RefSeq, a predicted model, not a curated record
AUGGCGAGUGCACCCAAGAUCACCGCCAACGCUGCCAAAGUGGCGACCAUUCAAGCGUGGUUCCACAAGACGGCCGUCGCCCAUAGCAUCAAGGAUCUCGAGAAGACACUUCCACAGGUUGCAUCUAUCAGCGGCAUGCAAGUGAAGGACUACCUGCAAGCUCUCCAAGACGAUAACAAGAUCCGCGUCGAAAAGAUCGGCAGCGGCAACUGGUACUGGAGCUUUCCAAGUGACGAAAAGAAGGCCAGAGAGGCGGCAUUGGAACAUGCUCGAGACGAGUUCAACAAGGCGGAUGCAGUGGUCACGGAGUGGCAGAUGAAAGUUGACGAUGCGGGAGCUGUGCGCAGCGAGGAUGACGAAGCACUUGCACACACUGGCAUGGACCGCAAAUCUCUCAUCACUAAGCACGGUGGUCUGACAAAAGAGCUCGAGCAGUUGCGCCAGGGACUGGCCGCUUACAGCGAGCAAGACCCGAUAGAAGUGGACAAGAAGAAGCACGAAGCACAGCAAUGCCAAGCUGAUGUGGACAAAUACACCGACCAAAUCCUCAGCAUGGAAGGCUGGCUCAAGGAGCGGUUGAGCGGCGAUCCAGAGCAAAUGAUGCAGACCAAGCGUGUGCUCUAUGGUGACGAGUUCGACGACGAGGAGGGCGGCUUACGCGAGUUGUGA